Ochotona princeps (American pika) is the source of this 9420-nucleotide messenger RNA. RefSeq names its product armadillo repeat containing X-linked 4 (gene ARMCX4). The record is from RefSeq and is a predicted model, not a curated record. Bases 407 to 8824 code for a protein of 2805 amino acids. NCBI's taxonomy places the organism in Eukaryota, Metazoa, Chordata, Mammalia, Lagomorpha, Ochotonidae. The transcript is spliced from 7 exons.
CGGUGACGCGCGGCCGUCACGUGACCCCGAGCUGCAGAGGGACGCAGCCUCGGGUGCAGUCGUCACUCGCGUCUGACUACCAGCUCCCCGCUGUCCUGCGCACGGCGGGCUGGCAUCGGGCCCGGGGAAAGCAGAGCAGUGUGUCGGACAAUAAUAAUUCAAGCUGGCACUGUUUGAAGCUGAGGCCAGGGAAGAAGGACAGAACACUGCAUGGGCUCUCGGAAGGUCUUCCCAUAGGCCCACAGUAGGAUUGUUUGUUACUGGAAGCAGUGGAAAAAGGAGGAGACUGGCUUGGGAUCGUGGAGACUGAGCUACCUGCAUAUCUGCUGUAGUGCAUGAGAUCACUGGAAGCAAAGAAACGAAAAGGACAGUGCCUCUGAUCGGGAUAGAUUGGUCCAAAGAUCUCAUGCGUUUAUGUAUCAACUUUAGACUAUAUCAUCAAGCAAAAGAAGGAAAGAGAAGGGAACUGCCUUGGAUCAUUAAAGGUCUACCUCCAGUGGCAGCUGUAGUGGCCUUUGAGUGGCUGAAGACCAGCACCCUCACAGGCCUACACCCAGACCUACUAUCCUCUUUCCCCAGUCCGAGUGAGCUCCCCUAUCCCCCAUACCUUGGUGUCUUCUGCAGGGGUGAUUCCAUGGGCCGCAUUCAGGAAGUGGGCUGGGUGACUGCAGGACUGGUGAUCUGGGCUGGCACCUGCUACUACAUUUACAGAUUAUCAAAGGGAAGAGCCCAGAGUGUGAGGAGACUUGACAAAAAUGGGUCCAAAGUCAAGAUGGAAACUGUGUUUGGGGUACAGAACCAGACCAUGGCCAAGUGUGAAGCCAUGGCUGGGAGAGAGAUUGAGACUAGACCCAAGGACAAGAUGGAAGCAGAAACCGGAACUGAAGGUGGAUCUGGGACUGGAGUAGAGACCAAAGUCACUGUUUUAUCUAGCCCCAAUGUCAACACUCAGGCCAAAGCAGUGACUGGGGCAGAGGCAGAGACGCAAUGUGAGGCUAACUUGGUGGCUGGAACACUGGUUAUGACAGAGGCAGAGACUCUGACUGAAGCCAAGGAGAAAUCCAGGGAAGUGGCUGUGAAAGAGGCAGUGACACAAACUGAUACUGAGGCUAGGAGAGUAGUCAAGAAAGAGGCAGUGACUCAAACAAAGGCUAAAGCUUUGGCACUGGCUGCCAAGGCAGAGGCCAAGGAAGAAGCAAUAACCCAGACCAAGGCUGAAUUUUGUACACUGGCUGAAACAGGGACAGAGACUAACAAAGUUACAGUGACACAGAAUGAGGCCUCAACAAUGACCAGGGCAUUGGCCAAGAUGGGAACCAUGAGCAAGACUGGAAUUGUGGCUGAGAUCAAGGCCAUAGCCCUAGAAGAGACUGUGAGUGUGGCUAAGACUUGGUCUGAGGCCAAACCUGGUGCCCAAGCUGAUGCCGGGGAAAAUGUUAGUGGUAUAUCCAGGGAAGUAGCUCAAGUGGACAUGAAGUCUUGUUCACAGUUUCAGACUAUGACCAAGAUGUGGGUUGAUGACACUCCUGAUGCUGGGAUUGAAGACAAUGGAAAUCUCAAAACCAUAUCUGGGGGUGGGCCUGGGGCAGACACAAGGGCUUCUGUUCAGUCUCAAAUUGUUGCCAAGGCCCAGGCUGAGGUCUUGCUUGAGGCAAGGAUUGGUGCUGGGAGUAAUACUAAUGGUGCUUGUAAGGCAGAGGCAAGGGCAGAUAUAAGAUCUUGUACAGAACCUCAGACUGUGUCCAAGAAACUCACUGAGGUGGUGAUUGAGCCUAAGGCUGAUUGUAGGGGAAAUAGCGGUGUCUUAUCUAAAGCAAUGACUGGAGAAGACAUGAAGGCUACUGCUGAGCCUCAGACUGCAGCCAGUGCUCUGGUUAAGGCUGUGUCUGAUGUCAAGGCUAAGGGUAAAUGUAAUUCAAAUGCAAUGGCUAAAGCAGAGGCCAGGGCCAACUUGAAGACUAGUUCCCAGGUUGAGCCCUCGCCUGAUGCCAAGCAUAAGAACAGAGGUAAUUCUGAUACCAUGGUUAAGGCAGAGGUUGGGCCAGACAUGUUAUCCUGUACACAGCCUCAAUGUGUGACUAGUGUCAACACCAUGUCUAAGGAAGGAACUCAGCCUACAACUCAGAACCAGUGUGAAGCCUUAUCUAGUACUAGAGCUAAGGGUAAGGGCAAAGCCAAAACCAAAACUAAAACCAAAACCAAAUGUAAGGCAGGGGUUGAGACAGAUGUAAAAAUCUGUGCACAGCCACAGGCUGGGACCAAGACCCAAGCUGAGGCCUCAUCUGAUUCCAAGGUUGAUGGUAAGGGGGAUUCUAAUGUCAUUUCUAGAACAGAUACCAAGGCAGACCAGCGUUCAUGUGGUCAGUCCCAGUCUGUGGCCAGUCUCCAGGGUGAAGCCUUGCUUGGUGCUAAGAACAGAAUCAGGGAAAAUUCCAAUGCUGUGCCUAAGGCAGAGACCAAGGAAGGUGUACUAGGCUUGCCCCAGCCUCAGUCAAUGACCAAUUCCCAGGUAGAACCCUUGCCUGGUUCUAAGAAUAAGAUCAGGGGAAAUUCCAGUGCUGUAUCUAAGGCAGGGAGUGGGGCAGAUACUGCAGAUUCUGCUCAGCUCCAGGUUGUGUCCACUUCCCAGGGUGAGGCCUCACUUGGUACUGGGAAUAAGGUCAAGGGCAAUCCCAAUGCUGUGCCUAAGGCAGAGGCUGGGGCAAGUUCAGUAGGCUCUGCUCAACCACAGGCUAUCAGCAGUUCUCAGAGUGAUGCUUUGCUUGGUGCCAGAAGUAAGGUCAAUGGAACUCCCAAUGCUGUACCUAAGGCAGAGGCUGGGAAAAGUACUGGAAGCUCUGCUCAGCCUCCAGUUAUGGCCAGUUCCCAGGGUGAGACCUUGCUUGGUGCCAAGAGUAAGGUCAAGAGCAGUCUCAAAGCUAUGUCUAAGCCAGAGGCUGGGGCAGGGACAACAGGCUCUGUCCAGUCCCAGGCUGUAACUGGUGCCCAAAGUGAGGCUUUGUCUGGUGCCAAGAAUAAGAAUAAGGGCAAUUCCAAUGCUGUGCCUAAGGCUGAGGCUGGGGCAGGUACAAUUGGUUCUGCUUCCCCCCAGGUUGUACUUAAUUCCCAGGGUGAAACCUUGCAUGGUACUAGGAGUAAGGUCAAGAGCAAUCACAAUACUGUGUCUGACACAGGGGCUGGGCCAGACACAGUGGGUUCUGCUCAGUCUCAGGCUGUGGGUAGUUCCCAGAAUGAGGCCUUGCCUACUUCCAAGAAUAAAGUCAGGGGCAAUCGCAAUUCUGCACCUAAGGCAGGGGCUAGGCCAGAUAUAGUAGGCUCUGCCCAGCCUCAGUCUACAACUAGUUCCCAGGGUAAGGCUUUGCCUGGUGCCAAGAAUAAGAUUAAAGACAAUCCUAAUACUGUGCCUAAGGCAGAGGCUGGAAAAAAUGCUGGAAGCUCUGCUCAGUCUCAAGUUAUGGCCAGUUCCCAGGGCGAGGCCUUGCUUGGUGCUAGGAGUAAGGUCAAGAGCAAUCCUAAUGCUGUGUCUAAGCCAGAGACUGGAGCAGGGACAACAGGCUCUGUCCAGUCCCAGGCUAUGACCAGUGCCCAAAGUGAGGCCUUGUCUGGUGCCAAGAAUAAGAAUAAGGGCAAUUCCAAUGCUGUGCCUAAGGCUGAGGCUGGGGCAGGCACUACAGACUUUACCCAGCUGCAUGCUGUGGUCAGUUCCAAGAGUGAAACCUUGCUUGGUGCCAGGAGUAAGGUCAGGAACAAUCCCAAUUCUGUGCCUAAGGCAGAGGCUGGGGCAAGUACAGCAGGUUCUGCCCAGACCCAGGCUGUGGCUGCUUCUCAGGGUGAGUCCUUGCUUGGUGCCAGGAAUAAGGUCAGGGGUAACUCCAGUGCUACACUUAAAGCAGGAUCCAGGGCAGGCACAAGGGGUUCUGCUCAGUUCCAGACUAUGGCCACUUCCCAGGAUGAGGCCAUGCCUGGGGCAAGAGACAAGGCUAAACUUAAUUCUGAGGCAGAAGUCACAGCAGCUAGUGAGGUUUCUGCAGGGCUUGCAGGGGAGACCAUACCCACUUCUGAGAGUGAGGGUGGCACUGGUGCUCAGGCUUGCAGAAAGACUCAGCCAAGUGUUCAUGACUACUAUUGGAAUGGGAUCGGUGUUGAGGACUGGAUUGCUGCUGAGCGUUGGAUCAAAUUUAGGUUUCAGGCCAUGGAUGGAGACUGGGAAAACAGUGUGUCCUGGGCUGAUGAGAAUGAAGCCAAUAUUGGAUCCUGGGCUGUGGCAUGUGAUGAAGCUAGUGUCAAGUCCUGGGCUGGAGCUAGAGCUGAAAAUGAAGUCAAUAUUGGGUCCUGGACAGGAGCUGGGGAACAGGCUAGUGGAGGGCUCUGGGUUGCAAGUCAGGCUAGUGAGGGGUGGGCUGGGGUUGAGAACCAGGCCAGUGGGGGGACUUGGGUUGUUUCUGGGAACCAGGCCAUCGCAGGGUCCUGGGCUGUGGGUCAGGCCACUGAAGCAUCUUGGGCAGGGUGCCAGGCCACUGGGGUGUCCUGGGCUGGUGAAGUGGCUAUUGGAGGAUCCUGGACAGGGGUUGAGAACCAAGCCAGUGGAGCGGCUUGGGCUGGAGCUAGCACUGGUAAUAUGGUGAGUGUUGGCUACUGGACUGGAGCUGUGGAUCAGGCUAGUGGAGGGACCUGGAUUGCACCUGGUAAUCAGUCUGUUGGUGGGUCCAAGGCUGUAUUUGAGGAUCAGGUCAAUGAGAAGGGGUCCUGGGCUGUGGUUGGUGGCCAGGCCAGUACAGGAACCAGAUUGGGGCCUGUAGACCAGACCAGUGGUGUGUCCUGGCCUGACACUGGGAGUCAGGCUGGUGGAGGUUCCUGGGCUGAGACUAGUGAGCAGUCUGGUGGUGAGGCUAAUCAUAGAUUUGAGAAUCAGGCUGGUGAAGAAAGGUCUUGGUCUGGGCCUGAUGGCCAGGCUGCCGGAGUGUCUAAGUCGGGACCCGAGAACCAGUCCAGUGGAAAGUCCUGGGCAGACUCUGGAGAUCAAAUCAAUGGAGGAUUCUUGGUUGGAGCAGUAAACCAGACUGAUGGAGGGUCCCAGGCUGGGACUGAGGAUUUGGCUGCUAGUGGGACACAGCCUGUUUUUGAUGCUCAGGCCAAUGGAGGUUCCUGGGCUGAGGCUAGCGAUCAGGUUAGUGUAGAAUCUAGGCUGGGUCCCAAUCCAGCAGACCAAGCUACUGGAAAUUCCUGGGCUGCCACUGGGGACCAGGGCACUGGAUGGUUCUGUGCUUAUACUGGGAGUCAGACCAAUGGAGGAGGGCCUUGGGGUGAGGCUGCAGGCCAGAAUGUGGAAAGACCUAGGCUGGUGCCCACAACUCAGUCUAGUGGUGGGUCCUGGGUUGGUAUUGGGAGUCAGGUCAUUGGAGGAUCCUGGACUGGGAAUCAGGCUGGUGGUUGUUCCAAAUCUGAAUUUGGGGAUCAGGCUAUUGCUGUAGGGUAUUGGCCUGGGACUGGAAACCAGGCUGGUGGGAGCUCCAGGCCAGAGCCCAAGGAUCAGUCCAGUGGAGGAGAGCCCUGGGGUGCAGCUGGUGGCCAGGUCAUUGGAACAUCUAGGUCAGGACCUACAGAGCAGUCUAAUGGUACAUUCUGGGUUGGUGCUGGAGCUCAGGUCAGUGGAACAUCCUGGGCAGGGGCUGGAGGACAGGCCAGUGGAGAAUCCUGGGCUGAAUCUAGGCCCGGGAAUGAGACCAGUGCAGUGUCUAGCCUAGGACCUGAGGACCAGGCCAGUGGAGGCUCCUGGGAUAGAUCUCAGGACCAGACCAGUGGAAAGUUCUUGGUCAGUGCUGAGGUGGAAGCCAAUGAAGGAUUCUGGUUUGGGCCUGGGAGUGAGGCUCUUAUAGGAACUUGGUGCUGGACAGGGGAAGGAGCUAUUAUUGUGCCUAGGUCUGAUAUUAAGGGUGGGCCCAGUACUGAAUGUAGAUCAGAAGAAGAAGCCAUUACCAGUUCAAGAUUUGACACUGAAAAUAAGGCAAGUCUUGGAUCUUGGAUCAGCUCCGAGGAGGCAACUUACAUUGGUUCCUGUGUGGAGGCUGAGGCUGGGGCUGAGGCUAAGGAUGUGUCUACAGCAGGGACUGUGGCUGAAGUUGCAUCUGUGACGGUGGCUGCUGCUAUGACUGCAGCUGUGUCUGCAACUCCAUCUGAGGCUUCAGCUGAGGUUGGGGUUGAGGCUUUGGCUAUUUGUGGGGCUGAAGCUGUGGCUGUGGCUCCAGCUGCCGUUGUGGCUAUGGCUGCAGCUCCAGCUGUGGUUGCAGCUCCGGUUCUGGCUAUAGCUCCAGUUUCAGUUAUGCCUGUGUCCUCGGCUGUGGCUGAGGCUCCAGUUGUAGCUGCCACUGUGGCCAUGGCUGAGGCUCCGGCUGUGGCUGUGGUUCCAGUUGUGACUGCAGCUCCGGCUGUAGCUGUGGCUCCGGCUGUGGCUGAGACUCUGUCUGGGACUGCAGCUGAGAUUGAUACUGAGGCUGUGGCUGCAGCUGGGGCUGGGGCUGAAGCUGAGAUAGUGGCUGGGGUUGGACCUGUUGUUACAGAUUCAUCUAGGGCUGAGGCUGUGGCUGGGGUUGAGGUUCUGGCUGGGGCUGCAGAUGUGGCUCAGGUAGGGGAUGCAGCUGUGGCUGUGACUGUGGUUACAACUGGAACUGCAGCUGGGGCUCCGGCUAGAGUUGUAGAUGAAGCUCCAGCUGAGACUGCAGCUAGUGAUCUAGUUGGGGCUGCAGCUGGGGCUCCAGCUAGGGUUGUAGAUGAAGAUCCAGCUGGGACUGCAGUUGGUGAUCCAGUUGGGGUUCCAGCUAGGGUUGCAAAUGAAGCUCCAGCAGAGACUGCAGCUGGGGCUCCAGCUAUUGUUGUAGAUGAAGAUCCCGCUGGGACUGCAGCUGGAGCUCAGACUAAGGCUGUAGCUGAGGCUCCAGCUGGAGCUUUGGCUGGGUGUCCAGCUGAAGCUGCAGCUGAGGCUGAAGCUGGAGCUCGGGCUGGGGCUACAGCUGAGGUUCUGGCUGAGGCUGCAGCUGUGGGUUCGGCUAGGGCUCUGGCUGGGCCUGCAGCUGAGGCUCCAGCUGGGGCUACUGCUGCUGGGACUGCUUCUGGAGCUCGACCUAAGUUUGAAGCUGAAGCUCCAGCUGGGGUUGCUGCCGGGACUGCUGCUGGAGCUGCAGCUGGAGCUCGGCCCAAGGUUGCAUCUGAGGCUCUGGCUGGGGCUGCUGCUGGGACUGCAGCUGGAGCUCGGCCCAAGGUUGCAGCUGAUGCUCUGGCUGGGGCUGCUGCUGGAGCUCGGCCCAAAGUUGCAGCUGAGGCUCGGGCUGGGACUGUAGCUGGGGCUGGGACUGGGGCUGUAGUUCGCAGUAAGGCUGUAGCCGGGGCUCAGGCUCGGGCUUGGGCUUGGGUUGCAGCUGAGACUCCAUCUGGGGCUGCAGCCAGGGCUCAGGCAGGGGUUGUACCUAGGUUUGAAGCUGGGGCUAUGGUUGGAGCUGUGGCUGGAGCAGAGGCCAGGAAGUCAUCGUGGUCUUGGAAUAGAGAUAAUCUUAGGGAUGAGGAAGAGAUUGUCACAGGGUCCUGGACUUGGGCUAGGAAUGUAGAUGAAGAUGAGUUGAGUCUGAGUGGAUCUUCUAGCCCUGAUAUUGAGGAGAUCAGUUUAAGAUCUUUGUUUUGGGCUGAGCCUGAAAACAGUAAUGAGUGUAGAUCCAAGAAAGAAAAAAAUGUCGAUUUUGAGUCUGCAAUUCAGGAUAAGGCCAUUAACAAUAAAUUUGAGGUUGCUGAUGGUGUUGAUAUAAGGUCUUGGUUCUGUACUGGUAAUGAAAAUGGAAGUGACGACAAAUCCACAAGUAAAGACAAAGCUAAAAUGUUAGCCAAGUCAAAAGGCUUGUUUCCAUCCAUGGUUCCUGGUGCAGGAAUGGGGUCAUGGGAUGGAGCUGUGAUCUGGUCAGAAAUGAAAUUUUCAAGAUAUGAGCCUGGCUUCUUCACUGGAAAUGAGUUCAGAAAACAGAACAAGACUGGAGAAAAAAAUCGGCCCUGGUCCUGCCGCUGUAAAUUUGAAGCUAAUAUGGAUCCACGAGACCUUGAAAAACUUAUUUGCAUGAUCGAGAUGACCGAAGACCCUUCUGUUCAUGAGAUAGCUAAUAAUGCUCUGUAUAACAGUGCUGAUUAUCCUUAUUCCCAUGAAGUUGUUCGUAAUGUUGGUGGAAUUUCAGUUAUUGAAGGUUUGCUUAGUAAUCCCUACCCCAGUGUUAGGCAGAAGGCUUUAAAUGCACUGAAUAAUAUCUCAGUGGCUGCUGAAAACCAUAGGAAAGUUAAAACAUACUUAAACCAAGUAUGUGAAGACACAGUCACUUAUCCUUUGAACUCAAAUGUGCAACUGGCUGGUCUAAGAUUGAUAAGGCACCUAACCAUUACUAGUGAAUAUCAGCAUAUGGUUACAAACUAUAUUUCAGAAUUUCUUCGUUUGUUAACUGUGGGAAGUGGAGAAACUAAAGACCAUGUCUUGGGAAUGCUCGUGAAUUUCUCUAAAAAUCCAUCUAUGACAAAAGAUUUGCUCAUUGCUAAUGCACCAACAGCACUGAUUAACAUUUUUAGCAAGAAGGAGAAAAAAGAAAAUAUUCUUAAUGCUCUUUUACUCUUUGAAAAUAUAAAUUAUCAUUUUAAAAGAAGGUCAAAAGCAUUUACUCAAGACAAAUUCAGUAAAAAUUCCCUUUACUUCCUAUUCCAACGGCCUAAAGCCUGUGCCAAGAAACUUCGACUUUUAGCAGCGGAAUGCAGUGACCCUGAGGUAAAAGAAAGAGUUGAGAUAUUAAUAAGUAAACUCUGAUUGGCUAUGUAUGCUCAAACUUGAAUAUUUUGGUUUUACAACCGGAAAUGAUGCACAUUGUAAACUGCAUUAUAAUUUUGAAUCUGAUGUUACCUAUGAUGGUCUACGCCUAGACCAUUUUAUGAACACCAAAUGAAUGAAAACUUGUACUAAAAAUACAUGUGAUGAUUUUUUAUCUUGUUUGGAUUAAGAUAUUUUAAGUAUGCUUCAUGAGCAGAACUGAACUGAGUCUUUAUAACUAAGGUAAUCUUUGGUCCUUUGUGUGGACUUAUGUUUAUACAUUUGAGAUUUUAUUUUUCUGUCAUCAAUAAAGUUGUGUGUUUUAAGCAGCAGAAAAACAGACAUUGUCCUUGUCCUUGAGUUUGUGCUCUGUUUGGAAAGGCCAGCUGUAUGGCAACAAGAAGACGGUAGGGGAGCUGGGAACCUCCCGUCAUGGCCACAUGCUUCCCGUCGGGACUCAGAAGUGGCGAAAACUGUCACACCCAGCAGAGCCAGGGCAGGUUGUGUGGGGGAGGGGGCACUCAGGCAAGCUGGACUUGAAGGACAAGGCACCAAAGGGUCAGAAUGGGGCACAGGAAGGCAUUCAGGGAGGGAGG